Messenger RNA from Enhydra lutris kenyoni (northern sea otter), 957 nucleotides. Its product is annotated as dickkopf like acrosomal protein 1. Bases 140 to 871 code for a protein of 243 amino acids. The record is from RefSeq and is a predicted model, not a curated record. Gene Ontology annotation, biological process: negative regulation of canonical Wnt signaling pathway. NCBI's taxonomy places the organism in Eukaryota, Metazoa, Chordata, Mammalia, Carnivora, Mustelidae. Gene Ontology annotation, molecular function: receptor antagonist activity; co-receptor binding. The transcript is spliced from 5 exons.
CGCCUGGGCUCGAGACCAGAGCUGUUUGGAGUUUAACAGUCCGUGGACCGACGGCCGGAGUCUGAGUCCGGUGACCGGACUGUGGUCUAACAUAAGGCGGGACCCAGGAGAAGGGGCGGGGCGUGGGAGAAGGUGAGGAAUGAGAUUUGGCCUCCCGGCCCGCCCCGCAAUGUGGCAACCUCUGAUCCUGCUGCUGCUGGUCCCCUCUGCCCUGGUGCCCCCCUCCACUGCAGCCCCGAUCCGCGAUGCUGAUGCCCAGGAGAGCUCCUCAGGUUUUCUAGGCCUCCAGAGCCUAAUCCAAGGCUUCACCCGGCUGUUCCUGAAAGAUGACUUGUUGCGGGGCAUGGACAGCUUCUUCUCUGCCCCCAUGGACUUCCGGGGCCUCCCCAGGAACUACCACCAAGAAGAGAACCAGGAGCACCGGCUGGGGAACAACACGCUCUCUAGCCACCUCCAGAUUGACAAGGUGACAGACAACAAGACAGGAGAGGUGCUGAUCUCCGAGCAGGUGGUGGCAUCCAUUGAGCCAGGAGAGGGGAGUUUGGAGGGUGACUGGAAGGUACCCAAGAUAGAGGAGAAGGAGGCCUUGGUGCCACUCCCAAAAGCCAUCGACAGCUUCCACCCAGAACCCCAUCCCCGAGUGGCCUUCUGGAUCAUGAAGCUGCCAAGGCGGAGGUCCCACCAGGAUGUUCAGGAGGGCGCCCACUGGCUCAGCGAGAAGCGACACCGCUUGCAGGCCAUCCGGGAUGGGCUCCGAGAGGGGACCCACGAGGACAGCCUCGAAGAGGGGACCCAGGGCUCCUCCCACUCAAGGCUGCCUGCCCGGAAGACCCACUUCCUGUACAUCCUCAGGCCCUCCCAGCAGCUAUAGGGGUGGGAACUGGGGAACACCCGCAUGUACCCCCCACCAGACCCCAUCCCAGGCACCAUAUAGAAAUAAAGUUCUUACAUCUAGCA